AUGCCCUCCCAGCUUCCCCAGCCCGCCACGGCGGAGAGCGGGUCCAUCACUCAACCGGCCGCCUUGGACAACACCUACACAUCCGAUACCAGUCUCCAGCGGUCGUUACAAUGGUAUCUUCCAUCGAACACAUUACGAUCUACGGAGUCUCACUUCACUCAACUUGGCGCCGAAGCUGUCUCUGAUCAGGUGCGUGAGUGGACUGCUGAUGCCGAACGCAACCAGCCCUACGUCAAAAGUCACAACGUCUGGGGUAAACGAUACGACUAUGACCGACUUGUGACCACUGAGGGCUGGAAGCAGCUGGGCCACUGGGGUGCUCGUAAUAAAAUCGUGUCCGCCGGUUAUGAUCCCACCUUUGGACUUGAAAGACGAACCGUGCAAUAUGCGCUGAAUUACCUAUAUGCCCCUUCGUCGGGUCUAUACUCCUGCCCGAUUAGUAUGACCGAUGGUGCUGCUUUUAUUCUUGCACCUAGGCUGAAGGAACUACCCGCGAAACAUCCAUUUCACACUGUCUUCAAGGGACUCACCUCGGAAACAAAUGAUCAUUGGACAUCGGGUCAGUGGAUGACCGAGCGAGCUGGAGGAAGCGAUGUUCAGAAUACCGAGACCUGGGCGACCCAUUCGCCACUCACAAAGUCUGCGGGCGUGGAUACAUUGGGAGAGGGAGAAUACCUAAUCAAUGGAUUCAAGUUCUUCUCCUCUGCCACAGACGCCAAUGUCGCACUUCUCUUGGCCAAGACGCCAUCAGGAAAACUGAGUACAUUCCUCGCCCCGCUACGCCGAACAGUGAUCGGAGAGGAUGGCGUUUCUCGCCAGGUUUCAAAUGGCGUGAGAAUCCAUCGAUUGAAGAAUAAGCUUGGUACCAAAGAGCUGCCAACCGCUGAGCUAGAGUUGAAGGAUAUGAGAGCCCAUCUGGUCGGUGAAGUUGAUCAAGGUAUCAUCACCAUCGCACCUCUUCUCAACGUGACUCGGAUUCACACGUUUAUCGGGUCUCUAUCCGGAUGGCGCCGAGCUCUCAGCAUCACGAAAAGCUUCGCAAAGGCUCGAUCUACCGUCGGAGAACCCUUGUGGCUCAUUCCUAUGCAUCUGCGACUAUUGGCCGAUUUAGAAGUCAAGCACCGCGGUGGUAUGAACCUUGCCUUUUUUACCGUUGCUGUGAUGGGAUUGGUGGAAAACAAGGUCUCUCAACCUUCAGAGCUAGCACAUUUGCCCCGCCCAGGUAAGGAAGCUAAUGUCGUAUUCCGCACUUUGACCGCCACUGCAAAGGCUGUGGUGAGCAAAAUGUGCGUUCUGGGAAUCCAAGAAUGUCAAGAAGCCAUGGGCGGCGUAGGUUAUAUGGAUGAGGCAGAUGAGCCUGAGUUUAAUAUCUCGCGAAUUCUCCGAAACACCGCAGUCAACUCUAUCUGGGAAGGAACUACAAAUGUCCUGGCUAGUGAAACGGUCCGAUUCCUUACCAAGGGAAAUAACCUAGAGAUCUUUGCCGCUUGGCUUGACCGAAUCUUGGGGUCGAUCCGUACGCAGAGUCUCCGGUCUACCUUGAUCAGUGCGUGGUCAGCACUGCGGACGAGAUUUUCCCCGGAGAGCCGUUCGCCUGCGGCUAUUCUGGCCGACGCACGCCGCUAUAUGUUUACUCUUGCUUGGAUUAUGUGCGGUGCGCUCUUGGCUGUUGAUGCGGAGCGAGAUAAUGAUCCUGUUACCACGGAAAUUGCCCGACGCUGGGUCCUGGACGCGGAGGGUGGUGUUGGGGACAAUGUUUUCCACGACAUUAUCACGGUCCAGAACGACCAGAGUAAUGAUUCAGAUGGCGAAAAGCACCUCCAGUGGGACUGCAGAAUCGCAUGGGGUGUCGAACUACCAGCUCAACGAGCUUCUGGUCAUCGCUCCUUGCAAACUGCCAACUCCAAAUUGUAA
Penicillium waksmanii is the source of this 1914-nucleotide messenger RNA. RefSeq names its product putative acyl-CoA dehydrogenase. NCBI's taxonomy places the organism in Eukaryota, Fungi, Ascomycota, Eurotiomycetes, Eurotiales, Aspergillaceae. The coding region runs from base 1 to 1914 and encodes 637 amino acids. Gene Ontology annotation, molecular function: oxidoreductase activity, acting on the CH-CH group of donors. The record is from RefSeq and is a predicted model, not a curated record. The transcript is spliced from 3 exons.